AUGUCUCACAAUAAUUGGAUGAAUUUUGCUAACAAAACAGAUGCGCUACUCUCUUCCUGUUAUAUUAUAAAAGCAGCAGAGAAGUUUAUCCCUAUUCAUCACUCUUCACAACAUGCACGUGACCUGAGGCCUAAAACACUUAAAAAAGUUUACUAG
Funneliformis geosporum is the source of this 156-nucleotide messenger RNA. The record is from the annotation of a GenBank genome assembly. Lineage: Eukaryota; Fungi; Glomeromycota; Glomeromycetes; Glomerales; Glomeraceae.